Cladophialophora psammophila CBS 110553 is the source of this 1725-nucleotide messenger RNA. Its product is annotated as 4-coumarate-CoA ligase. NCBI's taxonomy places the organism in Eukaryota, Fungi, Ascomycota, Eurotiomycetes, Chaetothyriales, Herpotrichiellaceae. Bases 1 to 1725 code for a protein of 574 amino acids. The transcript has 3 exons. Gene Ontology annotation, molecular function: CoA-ligase activity. Gene Ontology annotation, biological process: secondary metabolic process. The record is from RefSeq and is a predicted model, not a curated record.
AUGACUUACCGAUCUCGUUGGUCGGUUGACAUCCCCGAAUGCUCGUUUCCGACCUUUGUGUUCGGCGACGCAAAGGCCGACCUGGGCUCAGAGCCAUGCUUCUUGGAUGCGUCCCAUCCAGGUGAGCGUUUGUUAACAAGAAGUUCGUUCAAGCUAUGGUCGCAGAGGCUGGCGAUCGGGCUGCGGAGGCACGCACAUUUUCAGGAUGGAGAUCGAGUGGUGGUCUUUUCCGGCAACUCGUUGGCGGUGCCAGUGGCCUUCUUCGGUAUUGUCAUGGCGGGAGGUGUCUUCUCGGGCGCAAACCCCAGCCACACGGCGAGGGAGCUUGCGCAUCAACUCCGCGAUUCUGGGGCUAGUGUUGUGCUCUGCGCAGACGUUCUUGUCCAGACGGCUCUCGAGGCGGCCAAGCUGUGCGAUCUAGACCCCAGUCGAAUUUUCCUGCUCAACGACACUCUUUUCUGGGAGGCUGAUCCGAAUGAGAGGGAACCUGUCACACAAGGGUGCAGAAGCUGGGACGCCCUGAUGGCACCGGAAGUGAAAGCGAGGAAUUAUGCCUGGCCGACGUUAGAUGGACCUGGAGACUGCGACAAGACCAUCGCGCUCAACUAUUCCUCCGGUACCACGGGGAUGGCGAAGGGCGUGGAGAUCACCCACCGCAAUUAUGUGGCCAACACGUUGCAACUCAACUUCCUCAGCACGCUCUGGCCCGACCACCGCGAGCGAACCCAAAAGGCCAGGUGGCUCUGCUACUUGCCAUUGUAUCAUGCCCUGGCUCAGACCCUCUAUAUCGCUUGUGGCUUGCAGCGAAAGAUCCCAGUCUAUCUCAUGGCCAAGUUCUACCUAUUGGAGGUCUUGAACAACGUCCAACGAUUUCGAAUCACGGACCUCGCCCUCGUUCCGCCGAUUGCCGUGGCCCUGGUGAAGCACCCUGCGACCAGGACCUUUGAUCUGAGCUCCAUUUCGGCCGUGACCUGUGGCGCCGCGCCCUUGAGCCGAGAUAUUUGUCAACGGCUGGAGAAGGUCUGGGACGGCAAAGUCAACGUAAAGCAGGGCUGGGGCAUGACCGAAGUGACGAGCUCGCUGUUGGGAUGGGACCCAACGCAAUACUCCAACUCCAGCGGGGUGGGUGAGCUCAAUCCCAAUUGCGAAGCCCGGAUCAUGCAGGUGGUGGAGAAGUCGGAUGGCACCGAGGAAUUCAUCCCUGUCACGCAGCGUGGGCCGGAUCACACCGGGGAGCUGUGGGUUCGCGGUCCCAAUGUCAUGAAAGGAUACUGGCGGAAUCCAUCGGCGACGGCGAACACUUUCGUGGAAGACCGCGAAGGCCGGUGGCUGAGGACCGGGGACGUGGCCUACGUCGACCACACGGGGUGUUUCUUUAUCGUCGACAGGAUCAAAGAGCUCAUCAAAGUCAAGGGCAAUCAAGUGGCCCCCGCCGAGCUCGAGGCUCUCAUUCUUGAGCACCCGGACGUGGUAGAUGUGGCGGUGAUAGGCAAGUUGACCGAAGAGGGUGAUGAGAAGCCAUGCGCCUUUGUGCAGAAGCGACCGGGCGCGACGAUCACCAGCAAAGACAUUGAAGAAUUGGUGAGACACAGGACGGCCAGAUUCAAGUGGCUGGCUGGCGGGGUUCACUGGAUUGACGCAGUUCCGAAGAACCCAUCAGGCAAGAUCCUGCGGCGGCACUUAAGGGACCUGGCUAGACAAAAGCCAAGUGCGGAAAGACUAUAG